This is a messenger RNA of Capsaspora owczarzaki ATCC 30864, 1718 nucleotides long. RefSeq names its product 3-hydroxyisobutyryl-Coenzyme A hydrolase. Gene Ontology annotation, molecular function: 3-hydroxyisobutyryl-CoA hydrolase activity. The transcript is spliced from 12 exons. Bases 1 to 1602 code for a protein of 533 amino acids. NCBI's taxonomy places the organism in Eukaryota, Filasterea, Ministeriida, Capsasporidae. Gene Ontology annotation, cellular component: mitochondrion. Gene Ontology annotation, biological process: L-valine catabolic process. The record is from RefSeq and is a predicted model, not a curated record.
AUGGUUGCUGCCGUAUCUGCCAUUCGGCGCGAUGCAGUCGCUGCGGCCGCUCGUCGCCAGCACCAGCACAUGCUUCUGAGCACUGCUGCUGCUGCUCCCGCGAUCGCCCUCUCCAAGGCACCGACGACCCAAGCGAAUGCUGCUUCCACUACUGCGGAUGCGGACACGACUGCUGCGGCGGUGGCUGCUGGUGCCGCGUCCACCGAGGAUCUCGUCCUCACAUCCAGCGUCGGCCGUGCUCGAGUCAUCACGCUCAACCGGCCCAAGGCUCUCAAUGCGCUCACUCUGGACAUGAUCCGCAGCAUGUACCAAGUCGCUGUCGCUACCCAUGUACCCGAGAACACGCUCUACGAUAUGCUCGUCCUUCGCUCGUCCUCGCCAAAGGCAUUCUGUGCUGGCGGUGAUGUUCGCCGCAUUGUUGAGCUUGCCAAGGCUGGCGAUGUCCCCAGCGCCCUGGCUUUCUUCCGCGAAGAGUACCAGCUUGACUACUUGCUUUCCACCCACCGUCUGCCCGUGAUUACGUUCAUGGACGGCAUCACCAUGGGCGGUGGCGUCGGCAUCUCGGUCCACGGCAUGUUCCGCGUUGCGACUGAAAACACUGUCUUUUCCAUGCCCGAAACCCCCGACGUCGGUGGCACGCACUUCCUCCCCUUGCUCGAUGGCUCGCUCGGCCGCUACCUCGCUCUUACUGGCCACCGCCUCAAGGGUGCUGAUGUUGUCUACGCUGGUAUCGCCACCCACUUCGUUCCGUCAAACCGCCUCGAUGCCCUGUUGACUCGUCUCGGCGAGUUGCGCCAAACCGAUCCUCAAUCUGUCGAUGCCUGCAUCGGUGAAUUUGUUGCCCCACUCCCCGCGUCUACUCUCUUCUCGACUCGCAAUGACGUUGACGAGGUCUUCAGCAACCAAUCUGUCGCUGAGAUCAAGGCAAACCUGGAAGAAAUGUCCAAGAACGGCAACGCCUGGGCGACCACCACCCUUGCCACCCUCGCCAAGAUGUCACCUACCGCACUGAUGCUCACCAACGCCCAAAUCACCUUCGGCCACAACAUUGACACUCUUCGCGACGCCCUGCGUCUCGAGUACGGCCUCGUUCAAAAGUUCCUGACCCUGCCCAACAACGACUUUGCCGAAGGCGUCCGAGCUGUUCUCGUCGACCGCAACCAGCCCAACUUCCAGAAGGUUGAAAUCACCUCCGAGAAGGAGAACGAGCUGUGCGACCAGUACCUCGGCUUCACCGACUUUGACGAGGAGACUGGCGCGAUCGAUCUGCACAACGACCAGCUGUGGAAGCAGCACAACGUCGAGCAGCUCGAGUUCCCGAUUCACGGCGCUGAGCGUGACGACGACUUUGUGCUGACCGUCGACUACGUGCUGCCCUUCCUGUUCAGCCGUGUUGCGUACAAGCCGCUGUCCCGCGCUGCCAUUUUCAACCAACUUGCUCCUGCCCUCGCCCGCCCCGGCAACUCGGAGAAGAUCGGCUACCUGAUUGACGCCAUGUGCAACGUCGAGGUCGAUCCCGCCACCGGCCAAAACCUCCAUUCUCUUAAAAACCAGUACCGUCUCGCGUUUGAGGGAGAGGAGGAGGACGCCGGCGCGCAGUAGGAAUCAAAACACACAAAAACUGGUUAGCCAGCGUGUGUUUCGUUUGCUGUCGCUUUUGUUCGUUCGCCGCGUGUUUCCACAUUGCUCUCUCUUUUUUUGCAACAUUACAGCGAGUA